Messenger RNA from Vicia villosa (hairy vetch), 939 nucleotides. RefSeq lists its product as uncharacterized. Bases 67 to 819 code for a protein of 250 amino acids. The transcript is spliced from 4 exons. NCBI's taxonomy places the organism in Eukaryota, Viridiplantae, Streptophyta, Magnoliopsida, Fabales, Fabaceae. The record is from RefSeq and is a predicted model, not a curated record.
UCUGAUCCUCUUCACUCUCACUCUCACACUUUACACUAAUUAUUACAACAUCACUCUUUCACACUCAUGACAACAAUCAAAAUUCCCUCAUCCAAUUGGUCCGAAACCGAAAAACAAGUCGCAGAAACCCUUCGUGAUUUAUACCGUAUCUCUUUGUUCAGUAGCGUCCCAUUCAGUUGGAGAUGCAAAAGAAAGAGAUCCAAACCUUCGUCUCUUCCGAACAAGCGCUACCGUCGAGCUAAUCCCACCGCCGCCGUUGACAUCGUCGCCAUUCUCCGUCGAGCUAAAGCUACCAGUCCUACAACGCCUCUUUCGUAUCCAGCAACUGAAUCUGAUGAUAAGCUCAAACGUUCCAAGAAGAAAAUUUCUCUCAAAAAGGAAAAAGAAGCAUCGCUUAAAACUAUUCAAGAUUUGACUAACACCCAAGCUUCCAUCCGUCAGGAGAUUGAGAUUGUGAAGAAUCACUAUGAUCAGCUGAAGAGUUUUAAUUUGAAGUUGAAACUGAGGAAGCAACAGCUACUAUGUGGUGCUAGAACUACCAGUGACCUCAACAGUAAACUGAAAAGCCCCAAUUUGGAAAUUGGGAAGAAUGAUCAGGCCAUUGGUUUAGUCAACAAUUCAACAAAAUCAACGGCUGAAAAUGAAGAACAGAAGAAGCAGGAAAACCAACAUCACGGGCCUUCUGAUGGGCCUUCUUCUUCUGUUGGAUUGGGCCGUAACAGAGGCCCAAUAGAUAUUCCAGAUCUGAAUUUACCGUCGGAAGAUUUUAUCGAGGGGGUUGCUUUUCAACCGUUGGAUGAAACUACAAGAAAAAACUGACAGAUGAAUCUUGAUCUUUAUUUUGUUUGUAUACUGGGGGGUAUAUUGAUUCUUUUUGUGAUGGAUGUAAUUAAAAAAACUUUGUUGAGUUUGUUCAAGUUUAAGGGAUGAUUAGUCCAC